GUCGUACUCGCGCUUCAGCAGACGAUGCGAUGCGGCCACCUUCAACUCUAGUACCUCAACUAGCUGAGCUUCGUCCUUCUGAUACUCCUCGCUCUGUACGAGAAGGGCGAUCAACUGGCGCAGGUCAUUCCACUGCUGCUUCAAACUCUUGCUCAGAAAGUUGAGUACAGCGGUGCGCAGAAUAAACUGCCGUAUGACCGGCUGGGCAAUGUUGCGCCGGAACAUGUUGAAACACACGACGGAAAAGGUCGCCAGUCACCUCCUUUCCUAGUGCCUGAUCAGAUAUAAGCAAGGGUUUAUCUGAUAUUGACAGGAAAGAGCAUGUUAUAUAGAGAUUGGACACUUGGGUGGAAACAACUUCAGUUCCUUUAGCAGAACAACUGACAAACUAGAAACAUUCGAAAUGAAGCGCGUUCAUGUGGAUAACUACGCCCCCAAGUACUUUAGCGGCAAGUGGUCUUGGGAUUCGGAGAGGGACUGCCUCCACUUCGAGGCGCACAACGAUCUGGAGAACGCCAGGGAGCGGUUUAUUACCACCAAUGGCUACAAGUUCCUGCGCACCAUGGACCAGGAGGAAGAGCUCAUCUUUCGGCAGGAAUAUGUGCGAGCCAAGUCCAACAACAGUGACACGGUGGUGGUCCGGGAUAUUAGAGAUUUGGUGCUCUACCUGAUGCCGCACGAGUUUCUGACGUACAAGUUCGUUGAUUUCAUGCACACGCCGGAGGUUCAUUCCUUGAUCCACGCCCUGAUCAUAUACUUCGAGUACUAUUUGCGCAUGGUGGAGUUUGUGCUGAUCCGUCGCGACGAACUUUCCGGUCAGUUGGCCCAGGUGCAGAGCGCCCAGACCAACGAGAUGAAGCAGACCUUCUCCGUCUACUUGAGCCAGUACCGCAUGCUCGUGGCCCGCAACUACUGCCGCAUCAUCGGGGGCGAGGGCGACAUGGCCAGGUUUUACCACAUGAAACCGAUAUCCAACAUUUCAGCCACAAUCCACGACAAGUACUUCCACGAGCAGUUCCUGGCCGUGUCCAUCCAAAUCAUCUGGAUCUGCAUGCAUCGCCGGGCGUAUUUCGUCAUCGAAAUGGAGAUGAAUCGUCUGUUCCGCUCGGAGCACUUUGUAUCCGCCCAUCCCGAGUAUCUCAGCUUCACGGCUGCGGAGCGAAGUCUUCUCUACGGCAGGAACAGCAAGAACUACAACUAUCGCAUCCAGGAAUCGCCCCUGAUCCAGGAGCUGAAGCUGGUUUCGGAUGAGGAUCUACCCAUUCUGUGGAUAGGGGAGCGCAAGUACAGGGGCUCCGACAUCCGCAUUGCCGAGAUGGAGCUGGAGUACUUAGUGCCAGGGUCACAGCUGUCCUUGAUUGACGUAUCGCACGGCAUCCUUGGACAUCCGAAGAAGCUCUACAACACUCUUCUCAUUCUGGAUUGGCCCGCUGUGCGCUACUCGAACUUUUCCGAACAGUAUGACCCAUACCACAUCAUCAGGAGACCUCACCUGGUGGUGCCCAAGAUGGAUGAGCUCAAGAUGCGGAAGAUGUCGGAGAACUACGAGCACUUCUACCAGAUUAUUAAAAUUUUUGAGCCCUACACUCACCAGCAGGUCUGCAAGUGGGUGAAACGAGACAUCAACAUCCUGUUCUUCAAGUCCGGCGGUCUGCUCACGAAUGUGGUCUCGCGCUGCGAAAAGGAGCUGGCCGGCGAGUCCAAGGGUCCGAGGGUCGAUCUGAUCAUCUCUAACUACUUUAAAAUGAUGUCCAAGAUACGCAAGGAGGACAGAGAGGGGGAUAUAGACAGCAUCACAACGCACGGUGGAAGUAUGGCAUCGCGCUACAGCUUAAGGGCACCAAGAAAAACAUUUUAAUUUGAUAACUCCAUUUCGAAAAUUUAUAUCCAUCCAAUUGUACCAUUUCCAUGAACAAGUGAGAACAUAUUCAAGCAAAUCCAUAAAGCUUUCCAGGCCUCGCUUGUUUCACCAAUAAGUUGCUUAUAUUAUGUUAGUUUAAGAUUUAAGUUUUAAGUUCAUUGCUAACAUAAGUCCUUAUUUUAUUACAUAAGUUCAAAUGCCAGAUAAUUUGUAAAGAAUGUAGGUAUUCAAGUAAAAAGGUAAAAAGUUCUGACAAUCUCCCAAUCGAAAACAACGAAAGUUUCCGAAAUUUUAUUUCGAAAAUUAAUUAUAUGUUCGAGUGACAAGUACAAAAUAUACAAUUUUCUUAUAGAAAGAAACUACGUUCUUGUAUUUUUAGUGGUUUGUCGUAAAAGUUCGUUGAAAAUAAAAAAAAACAGAACAGAUAUUCUUUUUCUACGCCCACCAUAGACAUCCAAAUCUAGAUACUCCCAGAUUAGUCGACCAGGACUAAAAAAAAAAAUGAGUUCAUAAGAUCACAAGGUCAAUAUAUACAUUUAUAUAUGUAUAUGUAUGUCAUUAAGAACAUUUGAAUCCAAAAAAAAAAAUAUUUUCAAUAACAAAUUAAGGUGUCUUAAAUUCGCGGU
Drosophila gunungcola (fruit fly) is the source of this 2487-nucleotide messenger RNA. RefSeq lists its product as uncharacterized. The transcript is spliced from 2 exons. Gene Ontology annotation, biological process: negative regulation of phosphatase activity. The record is from RefSeq and is a predicted model, not a curated record. The coding region runs from base 404 to 1858 and encodes 484 amino acids. Lineage: Eukaryota; Metazoa; Arthropoda; Insecta; Diptera; Drosophilidae. Gene Ontology annotation, molecular function: phosphatase binding.